AUGGAGGUUCUUAGUCCUAUACGUGUGCGUACUUUCAUAGCAACAAGGGAAGAAGAGGUAGCGAGUCUUAUAAGAACCAUUUCUUCCCAGCAAGGAUCGGCCAUUAACCUCAGUCAGAUAUUGUUUUCUUUCACAUAUAGCAUAAUUUCAAGGAUAAGCGUUGGAAGGAAUAGCAAAAACCAAAAAGAAUUCGCAACCAUAGUCAAAGAUUUCUCAACAAUUUCCAAAGAAUUGUCCCUAGCAGCAGGAGGUGCCAAUGUGGUUGAUCUGUACCCAUCCCAAAAACUCCUUCACAUGUUUAGUUGGAGGAAGUUUAGCCUCGGGAGGGAGCAUAAAAAAGCAAAUAAAAUUGUUGAAAGGCUGAUGAAGGAGCGCAAAGCCAGCAAGAGAGACAAAGAGAUUGCUGAAAAUGUAGUGGAGGAUCUUCUUGAUGUUCUCUUAAAUCUCCAACUCACUGUAGGCUUGGACCCCACCUUAACUGAUGAAUGCGUCAAAGCACUCCUCCUGGACAUGUUCGCUGGUGGAGGUGAUACAACGUUAACAGUUCUAGAAUGGGCAAUGUCAGAACUCAUGAAAAAUCCAAGAGUCAGGGAAAAAGCACAAAAAGAAGUGAGAGCACUUUUCAAUGAUGUCGGGUACAUUGAUGAAUCAAGCGUUCAUGAAUUACAGUUCUUGAACUUAACUCUCAAAGAAACUCUAAGAUUACAUCCACCCUUGUGCAUAUAUCCAAGAGAAUGUAAGGUGAACUGCAAGGUUGCUGGAUAUGACUUGGAAGCUAAAACUAGAGUUCUCAUCAAUGCCUGGAUGAUAGGGAGGGAUCCCAAGUUCUGGACUGAACCUGAGAAAUUCUACCCAGAGAGAUUCUUAGAUUGUUCAACUGAUUACAAAGGUGCUAGUUUCGAGUUUCUCCCAUUUGGUUCUGGAAAAAGGAUUUGCCCAGGAAUGGCGUUUGGUAUUGCUACUGUUGAGUUGCCGCUGGCAAGAUUGUUGUUACAUUUUGACUGGAAAAUUCCUAAUGGAAUCAAGCCUGAAGAUUUUGACAUGAGCGAGAUUGUUAGUGCGUCAGUCACAAGAAAAAACGAUAUUGUAUUAAUUCCAGUUACAUGCUAUGAUCCUCCCGUCAAGGGUUAA
Messenger RNA from Populus euphratica (Euphrates poplar), 1131 nucleotides. The record is from RefSeq and is a predicted model, not a curated record. Lineage: Eukaryota; Viridiplantae; Streptophyta; Magnoliopsida; Malpighiales; Salicaceae.